Molecule: messenger RNA, 973 nt
Organism: Pseudomyrmex gracilis
Lineage: Eukaryota; Metazoa; Arthropoda; Insecta; Hymenoptera; Formicidae
Gene: Naa20A
Product: N-alpha-acetyltransferase 20
Exons: 6
Coding region: 361-882 (173 amino acids)
Biological process (GO): N-terminal peptidyl-methionine acetylation
Cellular component (GO): NatB complex
Molecular function (GO): protein-N-terminal amino-acid acetyltransferase activity
Source: RefSeq, a predicted model, not a curated record
ACAUCUCGAUCGGUUAGGGUUAGGUUCAUAUCCAAACCGUUCAGGUUGUGAACUUAACCUAACCCUAAUCUAAUCAAUCCAAAUGUGAACCUAACUAUUCGACUGUUACAGUUUUUCACAUGGCCCUGGCCACUCUCAGUCUUUUCUCUGUUUUUAUUCUACCUUUGAAUAUUGGAGUGUAGGCUAAGCACACGUCCAGAAAGGCUUAUGGACUACACUUAUUGGUCAACUAAACCACAACUGUUCUAUAGAUUUCAAAUUGUCAGCGUCAGGGUUUCUUACGUUUUGCUCAAUUUUAGUGCAGUACCUGAAAAGAAAAAGUCACCUAAUAUAUAAUAGAAAAUCUUGAAACAAUUCAAAAUGACGACACUGAGGCCUUUUACGUGCAAUGAUCUGUUUAAAUUUAACAAUGUAAAUCUGGAUCCUCUUACAGAAACAUAUGGAUUGUCGUUUUAUAUGCAUUAUCUUGCACAUUGGCCAGAAUAUAUUCAAGUAGCAGAAUCUCCGAGUGGUGAAAUUAUGGGUUAUAUCAUGGGAAAGGCAGAAGGUCAUGGAGAAAACUGGCACGGUCACGUAACAGCUCUCACAGUUUCUCCAGAUUACAGAAGACUAGGUCUUGCCGCAAUGUUGAUGAAAUUUCUCGAGGAAGUGUCGGAAAAAAAACAAGCAUAUUUUGUGGAUCUCUUUGUCAGAGUGAGCAAUAAAGUAGCCAUUACAAUGUAUCAACAAUUAGGAUAUAUUGUAUAUAGAACAGUAUUAGAAUAUUACAAUGGAGAUCCAGACGAAGAUGCAUAUGACAUGAGGAAAGCGUUAUCCAGAGAUGUGAAAAAAAAAUCUAUGAUACCAUUAACACAUCCUGUGAGACCAGAAGAAGUGGACUGACAGAAGUCAUCUCUGUGUACAAAAUAAACAUUUCUAUUCAAGUUUUGUGCAAAAAGGAUGGACUUAAACGGAGUAAAUUGAUAUUGUAUAA